AUAUGUGCCAAAGUAUUAAACUUGCGACUAGAAGAAAGCUUACUUAAGCCUCUUCUUUGACAACGUAACCCUUCUAGAAUUUCUCUCUCACACACAGUGAAAAAACAAGAAGUCAAGAUAAUGCUUAAGAGGCAAGAUUCUUUAGUGUCAUCAGCUCGACGGCAAACACCACCACCACAAAGUCUUCAUGUUAUUAAGUCUACUGGUUGCAUGUCAGGCAUCAUUCAGCUUAUCUCCAAAUACCAAAAGAAAACCAAACGGCUUACCUCUGGAAUUAGAUCAAAGCAAGGUAAAAACAACGGUUCAUUGUCUUCACAAUCCAACGCAGUAGACGUGGAACGUGAAAAAGAAGAUGAUCACCUAAUUAAGGCAACAAGAAGCCCCAAAAUCCAACAACAAAAUGUUAAAAAAGAGCCAACAUUAGUGGCACGGCUGAUGGGGCUGGAGGAAAGCAGCCCUCCUAAUAGGGAGAACAAUAUGAAGUCCACAGAGAUAAAGAGAAGGAAGAUUCUGCAUGCCUUGGAGAAGUGUAAUGAUGAUUUAGAGUCCAUAAGGAAGAUUAUAAACUCACUAAAAAGAGUUAGUCAAAUUGGCGAAACUGCAAUGAGGCCGCCUCCAUCACCUUUGUGCAACCAAUUCGCCAAAGCUAUACAUAAUGGGAGGACAGGGCAAAGGAUCAAGAGGCCAGGAGCAUAUGAACCAGUUGAUAAAUUUAGAAAUAAUGCAUCAUUAAUUCACGUGAAGCCAGUGGCUACAACUUCGUGCAGCAAAGCCAUGAUUCAAAAUGUGGAGGAAGUGUGCAGUGACACUGAAUGGGGACAAAAGAGGGAGGCAGGGAGAAUCGGGCUUAUGUUACAAGAUCAUAUUUGCAGGGAACUGAUUGAAGAAUUUGUCAAAGAAAUGGAUCUAAUUUGCUUGCGUUCUUUACCCUUUUUAGCAUGUAAGAAAAGGCUAUGCUUCUAAAUGUUUCGUCAUUACUAUUUUCUAUUUGGUGUUUUGGUCCUUCAAUUUCAUAUAUAUUGAGAUAGUUGAUCUUUGUUAAUUACUUUUACUUACAUUAAAGAUACUUUGAAACAAAGAUGUAGGAUUCAAUUGGCUUAUUAUAUAUUAUUCUGUUUUGGAGCA
This is a messenger RNA of Capsicum annuum, 1125 nucleotides long. RefSeq lists its product as uncharacterized. The transcript is spliced from 2 exons. The record is from RefSeq and is a predicted model, not a curated record. Lineage: Eukaryota; Viridiplantae; Streptophyta; Magnoliopsida; Solanales; Solanaceae. The coding region runs from base 121 to 963 and encodes 280 amino acids.